Linum trigynum is the source of this 1272-nucleotide messenger RNA. NCBI's taxonomy places the organism in Eukaryota, Viridiplantae, Streptophyta, Magnoliopsida, Malpighiales, Linaceae. The record is from the annotation of a GenBank genome assembly.
AUGCCAAGUUUGAAGAGACUUACGAUUAGAAAUUGCCCGCUGUUGAAGGGCAUCGAUGAUGUUGACCAUCAUCGUGAUUCUUCACCGAUAGACGAAGAGGAUUGCGAGUGGCCUCAAUUUUGUUGUCUUGCUAACUUGUGCAUUGAGGGUUGCCUCAGGCUAACUCGGUUGCCCACUUUUCCUGCCGUUGAAGAGAAAAUGAAGUUCUCUGCGGCGAGUCUGGCACCAUUAGCUAGGACUAUGAAGAUGAAGAUGAGGAGAGAAGGAGGUGUUGGUUAUACAGAUGACUUUGAUGCAAAUAUCCAUCCUCUUCGUACUUCUUCUUCUUCCUCUUCUUCUUCGGCAUUGGUCCACCCACUCUCCAAGCUUACCAAGUUGAGCUUAAAGAGAAUCGAUGACGAUUUCGAAUCCCUACCAUAUCAUGAUUCGAGCAGUUGUCUCGUAUCUCUUCAGGAGUUGAGAAUUGGGGACUGUCGUGGAGGGGUAAAGCUUCCUAGUUCGUUGUGUUCCAGUGCGAGCUUGACGUUGAUUCACUUAAGAAAAUGUGAGAUGGUAGAGUUCCUGCCACCCCUACAUGGACUUCCAUCCUUGAAAGAACUAAUUAUUUGGUACUGUCCGAAUCUGAAGGGAUGUUGGUGGAAGAAAAGGAAGGGGAAUAAUGAUAAUUACGGCAAUGGUGGUGAUGAUGAUUAUUACAACUUUGAUCCUUCAAUGGAAGAGGAAAGGGAAGAUGAGGAGUGGCCCCGUUUCCCUUGUCUUUUGGCAUUGGAAAUUGCACAUUGUCCAAACCUGACUCGGAUCCCUCUGUUUCCAACGGUUGAAAGGUUGAUGCUGAUGGGAACCAGCUCAAAGGCGCUAGUGCGGACCAUGAAGAUGCAAGUGGCGGGAGCAGUUCAUCAUGAUUCUCAGCAACAUUCCACUACAACAGCAACUACCUCUCCUUCUUCCCAGAGGACUGCGCUGGAUAGACCGCUAUCUAACUUGGAAAUUUUGGCUCUUUGGGAUAUUGACGAACUGGAAUUUCUACCAGAAGAAGGCCUCUGCAACCUCACUUCUCUCCGUCUAUUGAAGAUUUCCUCAUGUCCAAGAUUAGCAAAUCUGCCUCCAGCAACACAACACCUCACCUCUUUACACAGAUUGGAUAUUUUUCAUUGUCCUAAGUUGACAAUAAGAUGCGGAAAGGGUGAAGGCGAAGACUGGCCCAACAUUUCCCACAUCCCCAAUAUAAAACUGGACGACAAUAUGCUCCAAGGUACAGGUUGGGUUCCCUGA